GAAUUUCUAUAUUGAAUAGUAUUUUAAGGAAUUGGUGGUAAUACCAUAUCAUUCCUGCCAGAAUCUUCUUUAACUUUAUAUCUUUUUAAUUUCUUCUUUUCCCUCUCUAAUUUCUCUCUCAUCCUUUAAAAUUAUAUAAGAAAUUGAUGCCAUGCUGGUUCAGACUAGUUGUUCAGCCAAGACAGUAUAUUAUAGAUGUUACAAGAGGCAUUUUGAGGAAGAGUGUGUUUUUGUGAUAUUAGAGUUGUACCUUAGAUGUCUGAGGUCCUAUAAUAAAAGAACUUGCCAAGCUGCCUGGAAUUUUACAAGUGUCUCCCAAGGGAAAAACUGAAAUCAUUAUGACAUUAGGCAGAUUGACUCAUCUUGUUCACAGAACAGUAAUUAACACUUAUAUUUUAACUCUCAAGACCUCAGUACUCCUCACCAGCUAUUUUCUUGAAAUUGCAAAAUUUAAUAAGAACUUUAAAGUAUCAAAUCUCUAAAACCAAAACAAUUUAUAAAGUACUGACAUAAGGAUGUGAGGAUUUAGAAAGCAAUAACUGGCAGUUAAAAUACGAGUAGAGCAAGACAUUUCAAGGGACAAAGCACUUCCAUUUGCUGGAGGAAAGGGCUUUGGCCAUGUUUCUCAUUCUUUUUACCUCACAGGAGAGAAAUACGAACUACAUGCAGGAACCGAGUCAACCCCAAGUGUGGUGGUUCAUGUCUGUGAAAGCGAAACUGAAGAGGAAGAAGAAACAAAAAGCCCCAAACAGAAAAUUACCCAGACAAGGCGCCCUGAGCCUGCAGCCGCAGCCCCGAAUGAGCCCCAGACCUUCGACUGCGCGCUGUGAGGCCCCUGGCUCUGCGCGAGGCAGCUGCGUGCCCCGUGCUGGUCGUCGCUGCUGCGUGUCGCCGAGACUGAGUCCCCAUGGACACAGCCCCGAUGGCGGAGCCCCAUGCUUGGCACCAAGACGAGAGGGGUGCUGCCGGAUGCCAUGGCCAGCAGGGCAUGGAGGGCCCGUGGGAGCCCCACCUUCUCUUCUGGGACUAGCUGAUCUGCAGAGUUCAAGGGUGUGUUGGGGAGCCCCUGCUGCUCCAGGGCACCAGGAAAUCAGCUACGGAGGGCAGAGAAGCCCAGAGGACCUGAACUCAUAUGGAUUCCUUGGGGACAGAGGAAAGGACUGGGCAGCUGUUGGCCUGCAGGACACACCCUGGACCCGGGGCUGCAGGGGCAGGCCUGUGACCCAGGGAAGCAGCCAGUGGGACUGUGGCAGCUGCCACCACCUUCUAGGAACAUUCUGCCCUCCGUUAGCACCCAGAAACUGGAAUUUUUACAUGAAGUCUGUUUUUAGAUAUUAGCAACUAAUUAGAAUUCUUUUUUUUUCCUA
This is a messenger RNA of Choloepus didactylus (southern two-toed sloth), 1367 nucleotides long. RefSeq lists its product as uncharacterized. NCBI's taxonomy places the organism in Eukaryota, Metazoa, Chordata, Mammalia, Pilosa, Megalonychidae. The record is from RefSeq and is a predicted model, not a curated record. Bases 619 to 1338 code for a protein of 239 amino acids. The transcript is spliced from 2 exons.